Molecule: messenger RNA, 936 nt
Organism: Leptopilina boulardi
Lineage: Eukaryota; Metazoa; Arthropoda; Insecta; Hymenoptera; Figitidae
Product: mite allergen Der p 3-like
Exons: 7
Coding region: 88-885 (265 amino acids)
Biological process (GO): proteolysis
Molecular function (GO): serine-type endopeptidase activity
Source: RefSeq, a predicted model, not a curated record
CUUUGUGUUGCCAGUUUCGUUCUCUUAUUAUAAAAAGGAAUUUUCAAAGUGACAAAAAAAAGAGUCUUUUCUUAUAAAAGAAUAUAUAUGUGUCAAAUGAUGUUUAGUGUAAUAUUUUUUUCUUUGAUUUUACUUCAAGUUGACGGUACACAAUUGUCGACUAAAAUUAUUAAUGGGAUUAAUGUUAAAAGUGGAAUUUAUAGUUUUAUGGUGUCGAUUCAAGAUGAUAAAGAGCAUAUAUGCGGCGGUGCAAUUUUAAAUAAAUAUUAUAUUUUAACAGCUGCUCAUUGUUUUGAAAGUUAUAAAAUUAAUGAAAUACAAAUAAAGGCAGGAAGUACAAAUUUAAAUGGUUUAAAAUCUCAUAAGGUUGAUAAAAUAAUUGUUCACAAAAAAUAUAGUUCUACAACUGGUGAAUAUGAUAUCGCUUUAGUUAGAUUAAAAAAACCAUUCUCAUCAAAUGAUAAUUUAAUUCAAUUUGUUAAAUUGCCAAAAUUUGAUAAUGAUCCAAAAGUGAAUCAAACAGUUUUUGUUGCUGGUUGGGGUAGAACUAUUGACAAAGAAAUUUCAAAUGAAUUGAUGAAAAUUAAUCUUAUAGUAGCAGAUCAAAAAAACUGUAUGGAAAUUUUUGAGGACGAAUUCUUGUAUUUUAAAAUAACUAAUAGAAAUUUUUGUAUUCGAAGUCCUUCUGGAAUACAUGGUCCAUGCAUUAGGGAUUCUGGUGGACCUGUGGUAUCAUUUAAAAAAGAAAAAGGAAAAAAAAUUCCAAUUAUUUUAGGUAUUAUAUCAUGGUCUGAUACUAAUUAUUGUGGAUAUCCUGAAUAUCCAGAUGUUGUUACUAAAGUAUCAAAAUACUUGAAUUGGAUUAAAGUUAAAUCUAAUGUAUAAAUUAAUUUUUUGUUAAUGUAUAUUAUUUUAUUAAAAUAUAUUCCACUUUUA